GUGCGCUAUUCGUUCCGUCCGAGGAAAGAUGUGGCGAGUGCUGUGCGCGAUCACCGCGCUCGUGGCGAUUGUGAAUCCAUUGGCGGAGGCGAAAGACAUCCGCCGUCGGCUUCCCCCACAACUCCGACUGACGUACUACCUCGGCUACAAGGAAGUGAUGCAGUACCUGGAUCAGCUGGCCAUGUCCUACGGAGAUCGGGUUACCCUAAAGGAUGUGGGCCGAACUUACGAGGGUCGUGCCCUGAAAGUCGCCAUGAUAACGAACGGCGACGGAAGGCCGGGCAAAAGGGUGAUAUUCAUGGAUGCCGCUCUGCACUCCCGCGAGUGGAUGACUCCCGCCGCAGCCCUCCUUGCCAUCCAUAAGCUGGUGAUCGAGUUCGAGGAGAAUUCCGAUCUCCUGGCCGAUUACGAUUGGCACAUUAUGCCUCUGGCAAAUCCGGAUGGCUACGAGUACUCCCGCAAUACAGAGAAAUAUUGGAGAAACACGAGGACUCCGAAUGGUGGCGCCUGUUUCGGCACCAAUCUCAAUCGAAACUUUGAAGUGGGUUGGGGAGUGGGUUUUCCGGAGCUAUUGGAUCCGUGUGAUGAGAAUUACGCGGGUAGUGCACCUUUCUCCGAGGUGGAGGCCCGCACAGUGCGUGACAUAAUGCUCAAACUGGUGGAGGACAGACGCGCUAUCAUGUAUCUCUCGCUGCACACGGCCAAUCGAUCUAUUUUCUAUCCCUGGGUGUACGAUAGUUCUCCAGUGCCUAAUAAUGAGGAGCACGAUGAAAUCGCCAGGUUCGCUGCUGAUAAGAUACUUCGAAGUACGGGUACUAUUAUAAAGCCAAAGCAGGCCACUGAGUACGGCGGUACCUUUGGCGGCACCAGCCUAGACUACGCGUUUUACGCGGGUUUCCCGCUGUCCCUCGUCUUCGAGAUGUCGGGAACGGGUCGGGAUCAUGUGGAGUACAAGUUCUUCCCACCUGCCAGUGAUAUUCGCCACCUUGCUGAAGAGUCGUGGACAGGAAUUCGAGCACUGGCCGAGAAGGCCGUUGAGAAGUAUCCACCCUCCAGAUCGGUUUAUUACACUAAACACCAACUUUCCGGAAAUGGAGCUGCGCGGAAUUGGGGAUUUAAUUACAUAACAGGAACUGUUACUUUCUUUUUCUUAUAUGUCACCAAUAAUAUUUUAAUCUGAGUGUCUUAAAUAAAAUACUCAGUAUUUUUGUAUUAUUGAAUGAAA
Drosophila biarmipes is the source of this 1225-nucleotide messenger RNA. Its product is annotated as carboxypeptidase B. Gene Ontology annotation, molecular function: metallocarboxypeptidase activity; zinc ion binding. Gene Ontology annotation, biological process: proteolysis. NCBI's taxonomy places the organism in Eukaryota, Metazoa, Arthropoda, Insecta, Diptera, Drosophilidae. The coding region runs from base 29 to 1180 and encodes 383 amino acids. The record is from RefSeq and is a predicted model, not a curated record. The transcript has 2 exons.